Pseudomyrmex gracilis is the source of this 4493-nucleotide messenger RNA. It is a transcript of the gene Syn1, whose product is annotated as beta-1-syntrophin. The record is from RefSeq and is a predicted model, not a curated record. The transcript is spliced from 10 exons. Lineage: Eukaryota; Metazoa; Arthropoda; Insecta; Hymenoptera; Formicidae. Gene Ontology annotation, cellular component: dystrophin-associated glycoprotein complex; intracellular anatomical structure. Bases 1520 to 3283 code for a protein of 587 amino acids. Gene Ontology annotation, molecular function: structural molecule activity; protein binding.
ACUUCAGUACGUUUGAUGCCGUCGCGGAGUGAGGUUAAGGAGUUUUGCUGUCAUAUCCUGUAUGUGACUCGCGAUAAAAGCGAUAUGGUCGCUCCUCGCGAAGCGUCCCUCGUCCUAUCUUGCGUCGAACGCUCCGAUUCUGACGGCAUUCAAAUUUCGAACGCGAAUCCUCGCGAAUCCGCUUCGUGAAGUUUAAAACUAUUGUGCUGCGUUACGUCGCGUUCUCCCCGUCGUCUGAAAUUCGGUGUACACCGUGUACGUCGCGCUUCCUGCGACCGAGAAACUCGCUCAACAGUCGAUCGACGUGCGUAACUCAAUUUGACAAAUUAUCGCUCUCGAAAACAUCGCGCUUUUGUUCCCUCCGAAAAGUUGAACUCGUGAAAAUCGCUAAGAUCGCAGUGAAAAACCCGGGCGUGUAAUUUUGUGCGAAAAACGAAUAAAUAUACACAGAUUUACAUAUAAAUAGGUGUGAAAAAUUGGAAGACGUAAGGAUUCGGAAAGUCGAUAUGCCAACUUGAAGAUUACAGCACUUUCAAUUCGAACUUCCAAAGAAGCUCGGAGAUUCGGAUAUACACGCAUACAUUAGAAGGUGCAAAUAAUUUAUGAAACAAACGCGAAAAUCAACAAAUUUUUUUUCGGAAUUCUCGAAGCAUUGCAAAGUUCCGAGGAAAUAAUACAAAAAAAAAACCGUUGUAAAAAUUAAAAGGACCGAAAAUCUGACGAUUUAAAUGAAUAUCUCAACGUCUCCGAGAUUCGAUUUUGUAAUAGAGCGUUUAAUCAAAAGUGGAGUAUAUUCUUUGCUCUCAUCGUGCGUUCGUGUAAAAGGAGGCUGUCCUUAUAAGCGAAAGUGAAUGGAGAGAAGACUCUACGGUCGAGAGUGAAACGGGGUCGGGGAGGAGGUGUCCGUUUGUGGGCGAAGCAACGAGCCGCGAUUGGUCCAUGUUCAACAUCGUGCCCGACGGAGAGCUAAACUUUUCUGUCUCUCGCCAACAAGCGAAUCGCACGAAGCGAACACGAGUGUGUGCGUGACGGCUUUAAAUAUCUCGAUACUCUGAUGCGUAGAUCAAUCGGAGGACAUUCGUAGAUCGGAGCAAAUCACGUCGAUCUUUCGUUGAAAGACGGAUAGGGCGAUCACAGGCCCGGGACUGAUCGUUGAAGGAGCGAUAAAACAUGUUGAAGCUGCUGAAGGGAGAGCCAACGGGCGGUUGUGUGAUUGGCUCGUGCGCAGAUCGAGAAUCGUAUUAGUCCAACUGGCAUUGACGCAUGUCGUAAGCCACGUGAGAGUGAUAGAGAAGCAACGCGUGAACGCCACACGCAAGAUUGGGCUUUUCAAAAAAGAAAGUGAGAAUAAGAAAAAUAAAAAAAUAAAAAAAAGGAGGGAAAAAAGUGAAAGAGAAAGAGAGAGAGAAAGAGAGAGAGAGAAAGAGAGAGAGAGAGAGAGAGAAAAGAAUUACAAUAGAACUAAUUCGAGCAAAAAGCAGGCAAGGCGACAAGCCUCCCAUUUUUCACCGGAAGUCAUAUGCCCAUACACGCGCGUAAAACGCGUACAACUUACGAAGAAAUCGAAAUGGUGGAGUUGUGUGGUAGCGGCCAAGCGUCUUCAGCUAUGGGGGUGAUGGGUAUCGGCUCGAUGGUAUCCGCGGCAACGUCCUCGUCCUCAUCGUCGACCACUACGACGACCGGUGCCUCGUCUUCGGUAUCGGGACGCGCCGGUGUCCUCGAGACUCAAGUACGCGGUCAAUGGUACCGUGUAUUCGUCUCUCUGGAAGACGAUUACCUUAGCAUUUCUCUCGACGAAAGCUGCGAGACCGGCAACAAUACCCUGAACAACGGUAACAUCAACAAUAACAACGUGGAUAGUCUGAACGACCCGGACGUGCCUGACUCAGUGGCGAACCAGAAGCGCGUCGUCCGCGUAGUUAAGAGUGACAACAACGGUCUUGGGAUCUCGAUUAAGGGCGGCAAGGAGAAUAAAAUGCCGAUCCUAAUCUCGAAGAUAUUCAAGGGCAUGGCGGCGGACGCUACCGAGCAGCUUUACGUCGGUGAUGCCAUUUUGGCGGUUAACGGCGAAGAUCUACGUGAAGCCACGCACGAUGAGGCAGUAAAAGCGUUGAAGAGGGCCGGAAAAACCGUCGAACUGGAAGUGAAAUACUUGCGGGAAGUGACGCCGUACUUCAGGAAGGCUUCGAUCAUUCAGGAAGUGGGCUGGGAACUUCAGCGCGGUUUCCUCAGCGCGACGCCACCGCCGCCAAAGUCACCACCCCGAGCGGAUACUCGUUAUCUGCCAUUACAACUCUGCAGACUCACCAGGGCGCAUCCCUCUUCCGAUCCCGAAGGACGUAUUCUGGAGUUACAUUCGCCCGAUGGGGUGCACGAGUGCUGGUUGAGAGCCGCUGAUAACACCGAGGCGAACGUCUGGUUCAAUGCUUUGCACUCGGCGUUGGCAGCCCUCACCUUGAAAGCAUUACGACUGGCCUCAGCACUUCCGGAUCCGCAGCAGCUUCAGCAUAUUGGCUGGCUCGCGAGGAGACAUUGUCUUCAGAACGGACGAGCCAGUAGCGAGAGCAGCGAGGACGGGGCCGGAAGUAGCGCGAGCACCUCGCGGGGCGCCGGGAGCGGAUUCGGCGGAUGCACGGGAGGGUGGCGCAGCGUCUUCGGAGCGGUUUCGGGUCGGGAACUCAGAUUAUACGAAUGCGCACCCUGGAGUCCAGAAGCAUGGGCUUCGCCGAGUAUCACUUGUCCUCUUAUCGCAACACGACUGGUUUCCUCCCCGACGCGACAAAACGAAGUAGCGAGCAGCAGUAGCGGCUCGACUCAACACGGAGCGACGUUCGCGGUUCGAGUCGGCACGAUCGACGGUGUGGUUACGCACCAUUUGCGGGCCGAAACACGAAGGGACUUGGCAGCUUGGGCGCGAGCGAUAGUACAAGGAUGUCACGCGGCCGCUCACUCCUUGCGGGAGUACAGCGUUCGUUGCGUGUGGCAAGGUAAGGCCUGUCAGUUAGUUGUCAACCACGAAGAAGGAUUCGCGCUUUAUUCAGCGGGCGCGCGGGGCACAACCGGAAACGGUGUAAGUCCCGGAUCACCUCCCACACCGCUCUGGAGAAGAUCCUUUGACAAAUUGAAAAUGUCCGCGGACGACGGCGCGCGUCUUCUUUGGCUCGAUUUUGGUGGAGAGGACGGCGAAAUUGAGCUCGACCUGGAGAGUUGUCCGAAACCAAUAGUAUUUGUCCUGCAUAACUUUCUUUCGGCGAAGAUCCAUCGACUCGGUCUGACCGCAUAGGGACACGAGGGGGCCCUGACGGAGGCCCCCGAUCUGCCACCUCACACUACCAGAUCCGUUACCAGCGUCUUUCUUCACUGAAACCUGAAGAGAGAAAGAACAAUCACCCCCAGAGAGAUGAGAUAGAGAAAAAAAAAGGAAUCUUUUCUCUUCAAUGAUUCGACAGUAAAAACGAAAAAUAGCCAUUUGAAAAUGUACUGGUGGAUAAGCGACGCGAUAUUUAUCCCUGGUUAUAAAAAAAUCACACGCAGCAAUUAUGGUUCUGAAAUUUUCGAGACGCGGAGAAAAGAAAAAAAAGAAUCGAUAAUGAGUUUUAACGAUGAUUGAUGCGUAGACGGAGAAUGCAGAAGGUACGUCUAGAGCCGAGAAUUCUGUAAUCCGAAGAUUUUAUAACAGAUAAUAUUACACCGGCUGGUAAUUGAGUUUUAUCCAAAACUUAAUAUUCCGAAUACUCUUUUCGAUGUUUGAAAUCUUGAGAGAUGUUCGAGAGAGAGAGAGUUCAAGAAUUUCAAUACCUAAAUGAUUCAACGUCGGCCUAGUUUCGUUUGUAGUUAUCACGUCGUCGGAAUUCUCGGAUUUGUUUAAUUAAAGAAUCUCGCAGUAUCUCGUUAGACAGUGACACAAAGUGUAGGUAAAAAUAAGACUGUAUAAGUUUGAUAGAGUUCGUUUGAUAGAAAAAAUUGUCGAGAGAGAAACUUGAUCGCGACAAAUUGACCAAGACGGUCAAUAAUUAAAAAAAAAUUCGGCAUUCUCUGUUCGCUUUUUUUUUUCUCCAAAACGAUAAUCGACACGAAGCCAUCCACGAGACGAUAUAUCGAAGAAAGUAAUGUAACGACACACAUAUACAAGGACGGAGAAAGCGGAAAGAGGUGAGAAGAAUUAACCUACAUGCCGCUAAUCAACGCGCCUAAGUAACUAAUUAAUUAACUAUUUACCUAAAUCGUAAGAUUAAGAUUAAUCGCAAAGAACUGACGUGGCGGAUUAUCGAUAGAUAUAUUAUUCAUUUGAGAUCCGGUCGGGUGUCGAAUCGCGAUUAUAUUGUAGUGAGCAAUGGAAAUCAGGCGCGGGACGCGAUCGAUUAAACGAUGGCGCACGCCGAUACAGAGAGGUUCAGUUUUUAAACGUAAUUUUGAAUAAUCUCGGAAAUCGUAUCGCAUUCUGAUAAUUGAUAAGCACAAAGUAUUUUCAAUUUAGGAUAAAUCUUUUAAUG